AUGAGUUUUAAACCGAAAAUAAGAGUCGCGCAUGGAAUUCCCCUAAGUGAACGUUGGUUGAACGUACAUUGCGCGUACAUUAUGAAAAGAAUUAAUAAGAACCAAACGUUCAUAGGCGCGACGAAUGAUUUAGAGUAUGAAUUAGCAAGAGUAAGUGCCGAAAUUCAUAAUGUAGACGCUCCAAAAAGAAUGGGUGGAAAAAUGGAACCAAUCUUGGCAAUAACUGGAUUUAAUAAUGCGAGCGAAACAAAAAUAUUUGCAAAAGAAUGCGAAAAAAAUUUCAAAUGGGGCAGAUACGAUAAAUCAUGGCAGAAUAAAGUAAAGCCCAAAAUCGAAAAACUCGUUCCAAACUUUGCUCUGAUUGGAAAAAUGUGGGGCAAAACACCCAAACAUUCACGUGGUCCCAGGGGAGGCUAUGGUCUCGAAUCGGAGGGUAAAAUACCACCACCACCACCCUCAGUCAAAAAGAUGACCUUCACUUCGGGUGUCUUACGUCGUAUUUGGACAGUUCGUGAAACAUUCAGAAAUGAUGAUCCGGAAGCCGAUGAGAAAUUUUAUCAGAAUAGUCACGAAUUUCAAGAUUGGUAUAUGAAAUUGUGCGCAAGAUUGGCGAAAAAACAACGAAAACUUCAUCGACAGGAAUUAAAAAGGGAGUAUUUAAAUACACUGGGAGCUGCACCCAUGCCUUUUCUAACGCUUGGCGAAUAUAAGAUAGAUAAUAAUUCGGAUGAAUUGAUUAGUAACAUGGGUCUAAUCAAUGAGUUUUCAUCAGAACCAUGGAGGAAAGGUAUAAAAUAUGCGGACCGAGAUCAGUUAGAUGAAUGGAGUGAAUUCUAUACCGCAAGUCAUUAUGAUUUGCAGCAAAGGAUUAAUGACUUUGAUAAAAAAUUAAAAGAGCUUAAUAGCCGGCCAACAGCCGCACCCAAUCUUAGCCCUCCGCGUAUAUGGCGUAAAGAAAGAAAUUGGGUAGUGCAUUGGUCACCAAAGAUAAUGAAAAACGAGGAAUUACUCGAGAUAUUGAAAAAAGAUUGGGAUUUCCUCGAGUUACAUAAUAAUAGAAAAUCAUGGAUUCAACAUAAAGAACUGGAAUACGAUUGGCGACCGAGUACUCAGAGGCCACCAAGAUCAAAAGGAAUUCCUGGAUUUUUAGAACCUUUGCGUCAGCCUAAAGAUAUAUUAUCAGUACCACGAAGGAAACUUUGGAGAUAUGUAAGAGGUUAUUCAGGAUCUUCCGCUGUUGGAAACAGUCAAUCAUUUUCUCAUCAAGGACCUCCUCGUGGUUCCGUUCGAAGUCGCCAGGAUAGUGAUUCAGAAGAAGAUGACGAUUAA
Ambispora leptoticha is the source of this 1329-nucleotide messenger RNA. The record is from the annotation of a GenBank genome assembly. Lineage: Eukaryota; Fungi; Glomeromycota; Glomeromycetes; Archaeosporales; Ambisporaceae.